Trichogramma pretiosum is the source of this 1192-nucleotide messenger RNA. RefSeq names its product DNA-directed RNA polymerases I and III subunit RPAC1 (gene Polr1C). NCBI's taxonomy places the organism in Eukaryota, Metazoa, Arthropoda, Insecta, Hymenoptera, Trichogrammatidae. The record is from RefSeq and is a predicted model, not a curated record. Gene Ontology annotation, biological process: DNA-templated transcription. The transcript has 7 exons. Gene Ontology annotation, cellular component: RNA polymerase I complex; RNA polymerase III complex. Gene Ontology annotation, molecular function: DNA binding; protein dimerization activity. The coding region runs from base 106 to 1140 and encodes 344 amino acids.
UGCUAGCAUCAUUCACUCAGUGUUCGUUGUUCUCGUCUGCUCUGAGUGUUGGUGUUUUUCGAGGUUACAAAGAACACGUGUGAGCCGGUUAACAAAUCUGUCAAAAUGGAAAAAAAUAGCAAAAAAGAUCGUAAAAUUCUCAUGAGAGAACACGGCAUUCCCAAUACUUUCGAAUUUGCUAACCUUCUCGAUGGAUCGUCUGUAUGGUCAUUUGAAAAGUUUAAAAAGGGUUUUUCUGUUAAAAUUGUCAGAGAAACUCCUGAUAAAUUCGAAUUGGAGUUUGAUUUGAUUGGGUGUAAUGCUGCUUUGGCCAAUGCUUUUAGGAGAAUACUCCUCAGCGAAGUGCCAACAAUAGCAAUAGAAAAAGUGUAUAUGUUUAAUAACACCAGCAUCAUACAGGAUGAAGUACUUUCUCAUAGAUUGGGUUUGAUACCAUUAAAAGCUCAUCCUAAGUUACUUGAAUGGCCUGCUGGCGAAUGGAAGCAAGACGAAGUUGAUCAACAAUCUACUUUGAGCUUUGAAUUAAAAGUUACUUGUAAAAGAAAUCCACAAGCUCCCAAAGACGCAAGAAGACCAAGUGACAUUUACUUACAUCACAAUGUUUACAGCAGUGACAUCAAAUGGGUACCACUUGGAGAGCAACAUUUGCUACAUCCUGAUGGAGCAAAGAAGUUUGGUCCAAUUCAUGAUGAUAUUUUAAUUGCUAAAAUGAGACCAGGGCAUGAAAUCCACGCACAAUUAUAUGCUGUUAAAGGAAUAGGCAAAGAUCAUGCUAAAUUCUCACCAGUUGCAACUGCUGCGUACAGACUUUUACCUGACAUAGAGAUAGUCAAGGAAGUUACAGGAGAGGCUGCUGAAAGACUGCAAUCAUGUUUUAGUCCUGGAGUUAUUGAUGUAAAAGUUUCUCAGGGAAUUAAAAAAGCAGUAGUAAAAGAUGCUAGAUAUGAAAGUUGCUCCAGAAACUUUUUCAGACACGAUGAUUUGAAGGAUUGCAUUAAGCUAUCAAGGGUCGCUGAUCACUUCAUUUUUACUGUUGAAUCGGUUGGAGCAUUGCCCUCUUCCACCAUAUUUAUUGAAGCUGUUGAAGUUUUGAAGGAGAAGUGUAAAACAUUUUUAAGCGAGUUAGAAGAGAUAGCCUAAUUGUUAUUUUAUUUAUUUUAUUCUUUUGUAAAUAAAACGACCGUAUUUUUUU